Lacerta agilis (Sand lizard) is the source of this 2293-nucleotide messenger RNA. It is a transcript of the gene CIPC, whose product is annotated as CLOCK interacting pacemaker. Lineage: Eukaryota; Metazoa; Chordata; Lepidosauria; Squamata; Lacertidae. Gene Ontology annotation, biological process: negative regulation of circadian rhythm; negative regulation of DNA-templated transcription. The transcript is spliced from 5 exons. Bases 237 to 1517 code for a protein of 426 amino acids. The record is from RefSeq and is a predicted model, not a curated record. Gene Ontology annotation, cellular component: nucleus.
GAAGGAAGGAAGGAAGAGCGGGCAGGAGGGCGCAGGGUGGCUGUGCUCUCCUGCCUCCCUGCCUGACACCCAGGACCCUUCCAGGUCGGUAGGAAGGAGGAUGGAGCUCUGGGGCAAGCUUGUUUCCCGCUGCUCCAGAGGGCAGGACCUGAACCAGUGAAUUCAGAUUGCAAGAAAGGAGAUUCUGUCUAAACGCCAAGAAGAACUUUUUGAGGGAGCCCAGGAGAGCCUCAGCCAUGCCUUCGGACAAGUCCUCUCCGCUUGUGCACCCUUCUAAGCCAGGGAAGGAGAAGACCACCCUGCCUGGGUCCCUGAAGGCAGGCAGCUCCGACUCUGAGGGCCACAUGGGGCAGUCCAAACCCACGAUGACGAGAGGCUCUGGCAGGAGGCCUCGCCCCCCUGCGAGCGAAGGGGAGAAGGACUCUGGAUUUUCAGAUGAGAGCUCGGAGCACCUGAGUGCCGUGGAGCAGACGGACGCGGAGGACCAGCCUGCCUACCCAUUGCGCCAGGGGGCCGCGUUGCAGCGGGCGGCGCAGAAAGCGCACGGGGGGCUUGCGGGCAGCGCCUUCCCUGGCCUCGCCCCCCUUUACAUCGUCAAAAACGUUAUCCUCAAACAGCCCCACGCAGCGUCCCCCACCACCCAGCUCGUAGCCUGGAACGGCCAGCACCCUCUCAGCAGCACCCAGGCCUCCCCCACCCACGUCCUCUUGAUCCAGCCGCCGUCGGGACCCUUGAAGCCGCUGCUUCCUGGCCAGAAGUCUCCCUCCAAGGAGGCCGCCUACCUCCCCAUCCUCAGCACAUACCCCAAAAUUGCUCCUCACCCGGGCUGUGACCCACAGGCCAAGGGCCUGGGAGGGGGAGGAGGGUCCACCCCGGCAGGAGGGGCCAGCAAGAACAAACGCUUCUGCUUGGAGGAGGCCUGGGUGUCGUCGUCUGAGGCCGCCACCCCGAAAGUGAGCAGGGAGAAGCAGCGCAAGGAAGCGCCCCCCGCUUCCUCCGGCCGGCUGGCCUCCACCUUCCUCGCCCCGGAGGCGCUUUCCCAGAACACGGUGUCGUCCUCCACAGGACUGGACUGGGCUGAGAGCAGGAUGAUCUCCAGAGCCUCCAAAAAGCUGGGCUGCGGCAGCUCGGGCAAGCAGCGCCGCUUCCACAACACGGUGGAGGUCCUACGGAGGUCAGGCCUGCUGGGGAUCACGUUGAGGACCAAGGAGCUGAUCCGGCAGAACAACAGCACCCAGUGGGAGCUGGCCGAGCUGCGGGAGCACGCCCAGCUCCUGUGCGAGGCCGUCCAGAGCAAUGACUGCCGCGCCUGGGCCCGCCUCCAGGAGGCCAUGCUCCGCUCUGCCAGCUACUGGGCCAAAAAGGGGGCCAGCUCCUCUUACGCACACGCGUGGCAGCAGAGGCCGGCGGCCGAGCCCACGGGCCCCACCACGGAGAACGCCGGGGAGCCCCUGCCCAGCUCACCGACGAGCCUGUCGCUCACACCGGACACUUCAGUGCACGUGGCGCUGCCUUAGCUCCUCUGCCAUCAUGCCCUGGGCUGAAGGGUGUUGCUCCGGAAGUAAAAUCUCUUUGCAAGAAUUUGUGUCUUGGCUACCAAACCCUCUUGCCUUUAGUGAGGCUGAGGGGGCCAGUGUAGGACGCCGGAUUAGGCCCCUCCUGACUGGACUGCUGAUCCUUCAUGGGGUUUGUUGGCUGUUGAAGCCUGCCGUGUGCUUGUGGAGGGUUCCUGAGAUAAUCUUUGGGCUCCGAUAAAAUAAUCUCAGCGUGGGGAAUUGGGUUGGGCUGGGCUCUGCUGGCCCAGUUUUAGUAGGGUUGAAAUAGCAGAGGAAUCGUGUUCCUAGAGGCCGGCAGGGCGAGGCCUUGGGCAGCCGGCACAGAAAAGUGCAGCUGCUUUUGUAUCGAUUCAUCCCAUUUGCUCUCAGCUGGGAUUUCGGAGCAGCAAAUGUUUUAAUAUUUGGAACAACCAGCCCUGAGAGGGAAGAUGGAGAGAGCAAUGUGUCCAAGGCCCAUCUAAGGAAGUGUUGCAUUUUAACUCAUGCCACUCAGGUAAGGAGCGCUCUCUCCUGCCCACUAAGUUUGCUACAAAAGGAGUUCUGUUUCCGUCUUGACAGAAUUAGCCUCCGCUCACCCAUUUUCUGGUUUUGGGGGAAGCGAUGCAAUGGCGCUCUGACUGAAGGGUCUAGCGAGCGACAUUCUGCCCCAUUAGGAGUUCUGCCUCACUCUAAAGCUUGUUUUGCUCCGCUGCCGACAGAAGAUGGUCCAGUAAUAAUAAAGAAAUUAUGAUGGUGAU